Messenger RNA from Homalodisca vitripennis (glassy-winged sharpshooter), 1548 nucleotides. Its product is annotated as putative ammonium transporter 1. Bases 1 to 873 code for a protein of 290 amino acids. The transcript has 7 exons. Gene Ontology annotation, biological process: ammonium homeostasis; ammonium transmembrane transport. Gene Ontology annotation, cellular component: membrane. The record is from RefSeq and is a predicted model, not a curated record. Gene Ontology annotation, molecular function: ammonium channel activity. Lineage: Eukaryota; Metazoa; Arthropoda; Insecta; Hemiptera; Cicadellidae.
AUGCUCAACCGAGCCCUGCCUACCCCGCGAAGGGGAUGGGACUCAACUCAGUUCGCUGCAAACUGGUGGAUCAACAGACUAUACCAUAAGCUAUGGUGGGGAGUGGGUGGCCUGAUCCUCAUCUCGGGAUUCCUGGGAUUCAACGCAGGCGCCCUGGGGAGAGUGAGUGGCCAGGGUCCCGCCCUGGGGCGAGUGAUACAGAACACCGUGAUGGGCGGGAGUGGGGCAGGAGUCUCGAUGCUAUUGAUGAGUCGCCUGGGCAUGGUGGGUGAACGUGUCUGGGCCUUCGCUACCACGCUGAAUGCUGUCAUCGCCGGCAUGGUAGCAGUGUGUGGAGCAGUAGACCAGUACACCCCUCUGAUGUCCUUGGCAACGGGGGCUGGAGGAUGUCUUGUGUUCUUGGUAGUGCGGAAUCUCGUCAUGAAGUUUCAAGUGGAUGACCCGCUGGAUGCUGUAGCUGUUCAUUUUGGAGGUGGAUUCUUCGGAGUAAUUGCUGGACCUCUUUUCACUCCCAAUGGUCUCAUUUAUGGUGUCACCGAUGAAUCAAUACGACAACUGAGGAACAACGUCCUGGGUGGAGCUGCGAUAGUGACCUGGUCCGUGUUAUGUAGCAUCCUGCUGUUCGGUUCACUCCGGCUCUUGGGUCUUCUCAGGGUAUCCGAAGAGCAGGAAAUUCAAGGUCUUGAUGUAUCCAAGCACAAGGAGCCAGCUUAUCCUGUCAAGGGCUGGGUGAUUGAUUUUCCCGUACAGGUCCAGCAGAACAACGGCCUUCGAAAAAAUGGCAGCUAUACGCUCAACCGGUCCGAAGACGGGGAAUUCAUCAUGAUUGGACCUCAUGUGACUAAACUGUCAGCAGACGACGGUCCAGUCUAGACUACUGCAGUGCUCCCAACCCCUUCAUCCCUUAACUCAAUAUUGACCUGCCUUAGCUCAAAACUGAACAAUUUUUAUGUGUAGACCAUGCAGUUGAUAUCGUCUUUAACGAUUCUAUGUUUAUAUUCUACAAAACUGUCAUCAAAGAAAUAUUCAAAACACCUAUUUGUUUAUAAUUUUAAACAAAAUUAUUGGUACCUUUUUGAUCCUUAACUUAUUUCUAAUACCAUUUCCUUAUCACUCAUUAACUUGCGUGUGAUAAAUCAGAUAUUUGUAUUUUGUACUUUUGCAUAAUUAUACAGCCAUUUAGUGUAUUUUAGCUGAUUUAUAAACUGUUGGGUCCAGAUAAUAUCAAACAGCAACAGCCUAAACACUUCGAGAAAGCCCUGGUCAAUAACGACAACGUGUAUUUUGUACAAUUCUUUACUGCGUUCCAUACAAAAUAUACAAAAGCCUUAAGAAAAUAGACGAGACACUUAAAGCUAAUUGAAAAUAUCACAACACGUUGUUACUUAUACAAAGGUAGUCCAAAACAUAAGAUUUCCGCAGCUGGUAAACAAAAAAUUAAGAUGGUGAUUAUGUAAAAACAACUUUUUUACUCAUUUGAUUCCAUCUGGAACAUUUAUACUGAAAAUUAAAAUUUUACUAUUUGAUCAGUACAAUACUUUUUCCUAU